GCGGCCUCGCUGGGGCCGCUGCGUCACUUCCGGGCGCCGCCUCACUUCCGCCUGCUCUGGCGCGGCCGCCGGCCUGGCCCGCUGCUGCUGGCGCGGGGCCCUGCGGGGAGCGGGAGCGCUCGCAGAUGUGGAGGUCGCGGGGCUAGGGCGCAUCAUGGCGGCUCCCUGGAAGAGCGCGCUGCUCCUACUGCUGGCGUCUCAAGCUGUGUCCUCGGUGAGCUCCUCUGACGAGGAGCAAGUUCCAGAAGAAUGGGUCCUUCUGCACGUCGUUCAGGGUCAGAUAGGAGCUGGGAAUUACAGCUAUUUGAGGUUAAAUCACGAGGGAAAGAUAGUUCUUCAGAUGCAGAGCUUGAAGGGCGACGCAGACCUGUACGUGUCUGACGGCACGCUCCACCCGAGCUUCGACGACUACGAGCUGCAGUCCGUCACCUGCGGCCAGGACGUCGUCUUUAUUCCAGCGCACUUCCAGCGCCCCGUGGGCAUCGGGAUCUACGGACACCCGUCUCACCACGAGAGCGAGUUUGAGAUGAAAGUGUACUACGACCGCACCGUCGAACAGCACCCGUUCGGCGAGGCCGCCUACUCGGACGGCAGUGAUCCGAGUCACAAGCACGCUUACGCUCCGGAAGAUGCGUCUCAGGAAGAGGAGUCCGUGCUCUGGACAAUACUAAUUAGUAUUUUGAAGCUGGUACUUGAAAUUCUGUUUUGAUUUCACUGCACAUACUCUGGAGUGUAAUACCUUAACCUGUGAAGUUGAUUGCGGUUCGCUGUGAACUAGCUGCUCUCCCCUGGUGAUGUGCUGGUGACGUAAAGCCAUGCCAUUGCUACCUCAGUUACCCCAAAGUAGCAAGAGCCGCGGCAUGGUGUCUGUUUUCAUUUAAAGAUCAAAGUUCCUAGAAAAGGAGUAUGAAAAAUAAAAUGUUCAAACUCCACUUUUGAUUAGUUUGCCAGGUGACUAAAAAGAUUAUUGCAGUAAUGUAGGUGUAUAUAAAAGAAAUCAAAAUAAAGCAACCUUUCAUGCAGUUUGCUCACAUUAAAAGGCUAAUAGCUUUAUGAUUUCCUCUAGCGAUUCUAAAUGAAGUUAGACGGUGUAGGCUUUGAAGAGUUAGUAAAACCAAGUCUGAAAUGUAAAGUUUUCUUCAUACUUGCCUGAGCGUGGACGGACGCCCCAGGCCUACACCGCAAGCAGGAACGGUACCUCCUGCCUAAACGGGACUUCCUGGCAGGCAGGUCCAGUUAAGGACGGUUCUAAAAUCACCUGCACCAAUCUCAUCAGGUCAUUUGUAAUGGUAACAUCUUGGGCUACCUAUUUAUUAAAAUUCUUCCGUUAUUAAAUAACUUUGUUAUGCUACCUAUGGUAGCCCAGAAACAAUACAGAUUAGGAAAAUUUCAUAAAAAUAAAAGUAACUUUCAGGCUAAUAGAAGAAUAGUUAAGUAUUUCAAUUAAGCUGUCUAAUAUUUCCACUGAAUUUCUGAGAGGCAAAGUACUAAGAUAUAAAAACCUUUUGGAAGAUGAACUCUUUCUCUACAUGAGAGUAGCUUAUAACAGAAAUAAAUCAACUUGCAGAUUUUAAGCAAAUAGUUAAUUUCAAAAAAAAUCUUUUAUUGGAAUAAAAAUGAGAAUGUUGUAAAUAAAUUGGCACCAAAUAGUUCAUUUAAAUGCGUAUUACAAUAUUGAGGUCAAAAAGUUAUUUUAUCCCUCUUUGCUGUUUUUCCCCCUUCUGCCCACUUUCCUGGGUGUUGGGGGGGCUCGCUGACAACAGUCACAAAUCCAGCGACCUAGGAGAAAAAUUGUUAGUUAAUAUAAAAUGAAAUUUAAUUUUGUAGCACUGAAUUUUAAACCCAUUUAGCUCUCCUUUCUUAGUUAUCACUAAUGAUAGUCCUCUGUGGAUUUGUGGUGGGAAGGGCACUAAUGAGCUCCUUAAAAUCAGGAGAAAAAUGUAAACUUCCCUUCAGAUGAUCAGGGUAAUCAACCCCAUGUGAAAUUGAGUAUAAGUGGUGGAGGGAGACAUGGUGGGAGAAGCAAUGUGAUAAAAGGGACCUUCAAAACAUCACGAUAAUUCUUUCUGAAAUUCAAACACUGUCACACUUAAGUUCAGUACAAAUCCAAAUAUAAAACCUGUUCUUGAGUUUGGUUUAUUUUCAGCCUUUCUCUCCGCUGCUCACAGGCAGCUGUGUAUCUAACAGCAUCCUCGCAGGUUCUGGCGUACUAUGCCGACACAGCACUUUAAAACUUACGAGUAUCUGACAGCACACUGAUAAUCUGCACUACGUACUUGAUCUGAAUUACUACAGAACUUAAGUUGCUUGCUUCUUAACGAUUCCCAGGAAACUUAGUUCCAGGCAUAUACUUUAUAUAAAGUAUUAUACAGUAUUAACUAUGCAAAUAAGUUCUCAAAUUACACAAUUAUGUGUGUAAUGUUUUAGAUUACUGUGAUUUAUUCUUCGAUCCUGUGUUCAUUCUAAAGUUCUCUGGAAUUUGCAAGCUGCCUCGAUUUAUAGAAAUCUGGUUUAAUAUGUAUAAAGGCAUAACAGUCAUUUUGUUAAGUUUCUAAAUAGAUGACAAAAAUAAAAUCAAGGCUUUGAAACAAA
Molecule: messenger RNA, 2592 nt
Organism: Equus caballus (horse)
Lineage: Eukaryota; Metazoa; Chordata; Mammalia; Perissodactyla; Equidae
Gene: C31H6orf120
Product: chromosome 31 C6orf120 homolog
Source: RefSeq, a predicted model, not a curated record